CGCCUCGAACUCGAGCAGAACAAAACUCAAGAAGGUCAAAGUUCACGAAGAAGCGACCCUCGUGUGCUGCUGCGUGUGACGGCGGAGACACUAAACGACUCAGCGACACGCAGAACGAAGCGCAGGAGCCUCCGAGCAGAAGCAGGUCACGAUGUCCUACACCUGCAUCAGCUGCCGAGUGGCUUUUGCGGACGGCGAGGUGCAGCGGGCGCACUACAAAACGGACUGGCACCGCUACAACCUGAAGCGCAAGGUGGCCGACAUGCCGCCGGUCACCGCCGAAAACUUCCAGGAGCGCGUUGUGGCGCAGCGGACGGCCGCCGAGCAGCAGCUCAGCGACGCGGCGGCCUCGGAGGGCUGCGCCGUCUGCAACAAGAGGUUCUCCAGCGCCAACGCCCACCGGAACCACAUGCAGUCCCACAAGCACCAGCAGGCCGAGAAGCAGGCGCUGCUCGCCGCCGAGAGGAAGGUGGAGAAGAUGAACGAGAAGAACCUGGAGAAGGGCCUCGGCGACGAGAAGGCGGACCGCGACGCCAGGAACGAGGCCCUGCAGCAGGCCCUCAGGGAGCAGCAGAGGCCGAGGGCGACGAGGCCGAAGGCGGAGAAGCUGGACAAACCCCCCAGGCUGAUGUGGCUGGAGGAGCAGGCCAAGAGGCGGGAGAAGGAGGACGGCGCCACGGCGGUGGAAGAAGAGUGGGAGGACGUUGACGAGGAAGAAGAUGAUGAUGAUGAGAUGGCGGAGGAAGAGGAGGAGGAGGAGGAGGAGGAAGAGGAGACGAUGGAUGAGGAGGGAGCUGACUCGGCGGCUGCGUUGGACCCCAAACCCGCCGACCUGCCGGGUUCGAUCCCCGUCACCGACUGCCUGUUCUGCUCCCACCACUCCAAGUCCCUCGUGAAGAACAUCGACCACAUGACCAAAGUCCACAGCUUCUUCAUCCCCGACGUGGAGUUCCUGGUCGACCUCCGUGGCCUCGUCCGCUACCUCGGAGAGAAAGUGGGCGCUGGAAACGUGUGUUUGUGGUGCAACGAGAAGGGGAGGUCCUUCUACUCAGCAGAAGCAGUUCAGAGUCACAUGACGGACAAAAGCCACUGCAAGCUCUUCACAGACGGAGACUCGGCUCUGGAGUUCGCAGACUUCUACGACUUCAGGAGCAGCUACCCGGACAGGAAGGAGGGAGAAGAAGAAAUGGACCAGGCAGAGAUCUCUGAUGACAAGAACCUGGAGUACGAUGAUGAGAGGCUGGAGCUGACUCUCCCUUCAGGCGCUACGAUCGGCCACCGCUCCCUCAUGCGCUACUACAAGCAGCGCUUCGGGACCCAGCGGGUGGUGGUUCUGAUCCGCAACCGGAACGCCGUGGGCCGGGUCCUCCGGCAGUACCGCGCUCUGGGCUGGAGGGGAGACGGAGGCUCCUUCUACCAGAAACCCAAAGACAUGCAGUACGUCCAGAGGAUGAAGUCCAAGUGGAUGCUGAGGAUGGGCAUGAACAACAACACCACCCGGCAGGAGCACUUCAGGGCCCAGGUCAUCUUCUAAGCUGUGACCUGAUGGACCCGGUGGACCGAGGGGGGGGGGGUGACCUGGUGGAUUCAAGAAUCAAUUAACAUCUCUGCUUUUUCCCACCCAACGAGACUUUCGGUACAGAUUUGAUUACAGCUGAUUUGUGGCUUGAAGGCAAGAAGAAUAAUCAGACAGGUUUCUGUUUGAAGGAAGUGCAGCGAUGAUGAUGAUGAUGAUGAUGGGGGUGUAAACCCUGCUGGGGGCAAAGCGUAAAUGGGGUGAACCCGAUCUCAUGGCCCUCCUCGUAUGAAGAGCGGCUCCAUCUCCUCGGCGCCCCCCUGCACGUGUUGUUCUGUGAGACGGAUCAGGUGGAAUCUCUCACACAUUAUUUUUGAAACGUCCAAAGUUUUGGACAUAAUCCACUUUCUUCCUUUAAGCUGAUCUUUGAUUCCAUGUGCUUGUAAUACAUCAAAUAAAUGAAUGGCUCAUAUUUAUGGAA
Messenger RNA from Gasterosteus aculeatus aculeatus (three-spined stickleback), 1997 nucleotides. It is a transcript of the gene znf622, whose product is annotated as zinc finger protein 622. Gene Ontology annotation, biological process: ribosomal large subunit biogenesis. Gene Ontology annotation, molecular function: zinc ion binding; nucleic acid binding. The record is from RefSeq and is a predicted model, not a curated record. NCBI's taxonomy places the organism in Eukaryota, Metazoa, Chordata, Actinopteri, Perciformes, Gasterosteidae. Gene Ontology annotation, cellular component: preribosome, large subunit precursor.